CAAUUCACAUGCACUUCUUGUACCGUGUCUCCUUUAAGGCCAACACAUUUAACACAAACAACAAAAAAUAGUAAGAAAAAAACAACUUUGUACAAAGAAAAGUAUAUAAUCUAUUUUGGACAAAAAUGCAUAAUUAAGUACAUGUAAAUUUUAAUUGAAACAAACGAAAAAAUCCAUAAUAAAACAACAAACCCGAUUAGCUGACACCAAAUUUAGAAAAGUGAAACGAAAAUUAUGAACAUCAAAAUAUUCCAAAGAAAAUAUCAUCCUGCUGAAGUAGUGGCCAAAAUAACCUGCACAAUAUUACUAAUCUAUGCUGUGUUACCGCAUCGUUUUGCCUCGCAUUAUGAGUACCUGGAUGUGGAGGACAUACCAGAAGCCUUAGUUGCUCAAGUAACCACAAAUAUAUCACAACAACACAUGGAAGAGUGUCAGUACGAGGAGAUUCUCAAAGAGAAUACAUAUAUGUUUACUCCACACUAUCGGGAAGAGCUGCUGAAUGCGGAGGAGAUUCUAGCGGGUGGUGAAUAUUAUCCCGAGCACUGUCGUGCCCGGUUUAGUACCGCCAUAAUAGUGCCUUAUCGGCAGCGUGAGGAGCAAUUGCAUAAGUUUUUAAUUUACAUGCAUAACUAUUUACGGCAUCAGGAUAUACAUUAUAGAAUAUUUCUGAUAGAACAGUACGACCAGAAACCCUUUAAUAGGGCGAAACUGUUUAAUAUUGGCUCAAUUAUAGCGGCAGAACAUGAAUUUCCCUGCUUAGUAUUGCAUGACGUCGAUUUGUUGCCUUUAAAUUUGGGUAGUUUAUAUGCCUGCACCGAUUUACCUCGUCACAUGUGUGCUGCCUUAGAUAUGUGGCGUUUUCAUUUACCCUAUCGUGGCCUCUUUGGUGGUGUCGUUUCGAUACGGACCCAACAGUUUCGCACCAUAAAUGGUAUGUCGAAUAUGUACGAAGGUUGGGGUGGUGAAGAUGAUGAUCUAUUUGAACGUUUAAAGUCACGCCAUAUAAACAUUUGCCGUUUUGCACCACAAUUAAAUGAGUACACCAUGCUACGCCAUAAACCUGAGAAGAAAAAUGAAAAUCGUGUGGAACUUUUACGUUCGGGAGCUUUACGUUUCAAUACGGAUGGUUUAAAUUCUUUAGUUUAUACGGAAAAGGGUCGUCGUAUUCAUAGUUUAUUUACGCAUAUUUUGGUUCAAACAUAAGUUGGACUAAGUGGGUGUCAGGGGGAGAGAGAGAUUAACCAUUUAGUAUUUUUGAAAUUAUUGUUAAUUAGGAGGUUAAUUUGUGGUGUUGAAGCUUUAAAGGUGAGUAAAUUAAAAUUCCAUGAUUUUGACGAGAAGUUAUUUUUUAUAGAAAUUUAAAAUAAGCAACAGAAUUUGAUAGAAAUAGAUCUGACUAUAGUCUAGUCUAUAUUUAGUCUGUAGUCCAGAUUAUAGUCUAGUUUAUUGCUUAGAGUCUAAACAAUAAACUACAGUGUAAACUUUAGACUGUCGUCUAAUGUAUAGUACUGUCUAUAGUCUAGUCUGUACUCCAGACUAUAGUCUAAUCUAUAGUCCAGAUUAUAGUUUAAUCUACAGUCCUGACUAUAGACUAAUCUAUAGGCCAGACUAUAGUCUAAUCUAUAGGUUAGA
Lucilia sericata (common green bottle fly) is the source of this 1632-nucleotide messenger RNA. RefSeq names its product beta-1,4-galactosyltransferase 4. NCBI's taxonomy places the organism in Eukaryota, Metazoa, Arthropoda, Insecta, Diptera, Calliphoridae. The coding region runs from base 235 to 1203 and encodes 322 amino acids. The record is from RefSeq and is a predicted model, not a curated record. The transcript has a single exon. Gene Ontology annotation, biological process: carbohydrate metabolic process; glycosphingolipid biosynthetic process. Gene Ontology annotation, molecular function: N-acetyl-beta-glucosaminyl-derivative 4-beta-N-acetylgalactosaminyltransferase activity.